This is a messenger RNA of Gadus chalcogrammus (walleye pollock), 2321 nucleotides long. Its product is annotated as vacuolar protein sorting-associated protein 4B-like. Gene Ontology annotation, biological process: vacuole organization; endosomal transport. Lineage: Eukaryota; Metazoa; Chordata; Actinopteri; Gadiformes; Gadidae. The transcript is spliced from 11 exons. Bases 204 to 1520 code for a protein of 438 amino acids. Gene Ontology annotation, molecular function: ATP hydrolysis activity; ATP binding. The record is from RefSeq and is a predicted model, not a curated record.
ACGUGUGAUUCACGGAAGUUCAGAUCAAUGCUAAUGCGGAAGAGAAAACAACUUAUCGGCUUUGUUUUUUUUAUGCCGUCUGCUGUCUAACCAAACUGUCAGAAAGGACCGACAGUGGUACAAAUAAUAAUACGUAGGUGAUUUAAAAUAAUAAACGUCAAGUUAAACUAGUUACCUACAUUUUGACCGACGCGGUUACACCCAUGGCUGGCUCAUCGCUGCAGAAAGCUAUAGAUCUUGCAUCCAAGGCAUCAGAGGAGGACAAAGCCAAAAACUAUGAGGAAGCCCUUCGAUUGUAUGAGCAUUCAGUGCAAUACUUCCUCCAUGUUGUCAAGUACGAUGCGCACGGUGACAAAGCAAAGAUUAGCAUCAGGAACAAGUGUAAGGAGUAUCUUGACCGAGCUGAGCAGCUGAAGGAAUACCUUAGUAAGAAAGAGAAGGCUCCCCCAUCCAAGCCAGUCAAAGAGUCCCAGUCUGAUGACAAAGGGAACGAGAGUGAUGGUGGGGGUGACGAUCAGGAGAAGAAAAAGUUCCAGAAUCAGCUGUCAGGUGCCAUCGUCAUGGAGAAGCCGAACAUCAAGUGGGAUGAUGUUGCAGGGCUCGAGGGUGCCAAGGAAGCUCUGAAGGAAGCUGUCAUACUGCCCAUUAAAUUUCCCCAUCUCUUCACAGGAAAGAGAACUCCCUGGAGAGGGAUCCUAUUGUUUGGGCCUCCAGGUACGGGUAAGUCUUACCUAGCCAAGGCUGUGGCCACUGAGGCCAACAACUCCACCUUCUUCUCCAUCUCCUCCUCCGACCUGGUGUCAAAGUGGCUGGGAGAGAGUGAAAAGUUGGUGAAGAAUCUGUUUUCCUUGGCAAGAGAACACAAGCCAUCCAUCAUUUUCAUCGACGAGAUCGACUCUCUGUGCGGCUCGAGGAGUGAGAACGAGAGUGAGGCGGCGCGCCGGAUCAAGACUGAGUUCCUGGUGCAGAUGCAGGGUGUUGGAAAUGAUAAUGAUGGAGUCCUGGUUCUGGGAGCCACUAAUAUACCGUGGACACUUGACUCUGCCAUAAGGAGAAGGUUUGAGAAGCGUAUUUACAUCCCUCUGCCUGAGGAGCACGCCCGUACCUUCAUGUUCAAGCUGCAUCUGGGCGCCACCCCCACCAACCUGACUGAAGCAGACUUCGUGCAGCUGGGCCAAAAGACGCAAGGCUACUCCGGGGCCGACGUCAGCAUCAUCGUCCGGGACGCCCUCAUGCAGCCCGUCCGCAAGGUUCAGAUGGCAACUCACUUCAAAAAGGUGCGAGGGUCCUCCUGGAACAACCCAGACACGGUCGUUGAAGAUCUUCUGACCCCAUGCUCCCCUGGUGAUCGUGACGCUAUUACCAUGACCUGGAUGGAAGUUCCUGGAGAGAAACUUCUGGAGCCCGUUGUUUGCAUGGAUGACAUGCUUCGGUCACUGGCCAGCACCAAACCAACAGUGAACGACCAGGAUUUGGAGAAGCUGACCAAGUUUACAGAAGACUUUGGUCAAGAAGGCUAACAACGCUCACACUGGACUCUCGCCAAAUCUUUCCUCUGAAUAUAUAUUUUUUGUAUAUCCACUAGAACUGUCUAUCCUCCAUGUUUGUGAUGCAAUUAUGUAACUCAUCACCAUUAGUAACUUUACUUUAAUUUACUUUUACAUGGGAUUCAACCAUGUUUUUUUUUUUACUAAUGAAGAAUGUUUUAAUGCCUUUAGAUAAACACUCAAUUUUGCCUUUGCUUACGAGCAUUUAACUCUUCUUCAGUGGCUGGAGAAUUAUAUUGCACAGGGGUGGGGAAUACAUCAAAUCCAUUUUUUUACUCUUGUUCAGUUCAGCUUGGGACACAUUCAUGUUUUUCAAUAAUGAAAGGAACAUUUGCAGACAUGAUAGCUUUAUAAACUGCGAUAUAUAUAUAUAUAUUAUACCGUUAUUAACUGGGCUAAGUGGUGAAAAAUUAAAUUGCACUCAUUAGUUAAAAAUAUGUUGACUGAUUUAGGCAUACAAUCAAAUUAAAUAAUUCGAUUUUUUGUUCUCUCAAACACUCAGGGUUAUUUACUAUCUUUGUUAUAUAUGUCUAUUUUGGGGAUUUCUUAAUCUAUGCAUUAUUAAGGGUUUGAGUUUUCACUGUUUAUAUUUAUUUAAAAAGGAAUGAGUUGCAUUGUUACAUCUUUCCCUACUUUUUGGAUUUUAAUGGGAGCGUUUCAUCAUGAAUACAAAUAAAGUGACUGUGGGAAACAGUUUUAAUAUUAUUAUGAAUAUAUUUAAUAGUUAAAAUACACUUCCUUGCUAAAUGAAGGUAAAUGCAGGUGAUUAAAAGU